CUUCUACUUCAUUUACUUUUUCAAGGUGUUCUGCUCUAUGAUGCUUUUGGAUGGGAAGUGAGAAUGCCGAAAGACAUUCAUGGCCUCAAAGGUUCUUAUCCUUUCCUCUAAAGAGGACUACUGAAAAGGAACAUGAAAGCACCUCUUCUACUUCAUUUACUUUUUCAAGGUGUUCUGCUCUAUGAUGCUUUUGGAUGGGAAGUGAGAAUGCCGCAAGACAUUCAUGGCCUCAAAGGUUCCUGUCUGGUCAUUCCAUGUUCUUUCAGCUACUCAUCAAACCCACCCAAAAACCCACGUAGAGUUGUGUGGUAUCAGUGGGUGUCUAGAGGUUAUCCUUUAGUUUACGAUCCUUUGCAUGCAGACAAUGUCAUUGAGAAGUUCAGAGGAAAAACUGAUUUAUAUAAAAGCUCAAGUGGGGAUUGCAGUCUGCUGAUCAAAAACCUGGAACCAUCCCACCAUGGAGAAAGAUUAUAUGCAUGGAUUGACCCUGAAAACAUUGGGUAUCGCACCUACACAUUUUAUGAUGUCACUUCUACAAUCCUUGUCAAAGCAAGUCCACAGCAGCCCAGCAUAAAAAUUUUCGGAGGUGAAAGGACAGGUGACGCCAUCACAGUAGAAUGUUCAACUUUCCAUACGUGUCCAUACAGCAAACCAGACAUCAUUCUGAACGGUAUAGAAGGAUCUGAUCAAAUAGACAAUGAGCAUUUUAAAGACGGCCUGUGGAAAAUCACUCUGACACGCACAAGUGUUGUAAAGACAGAAAGCUCGACCAUUGAGUGUUCUGUAACAUAUCAUGGUGGCAUAACAGUGACAGCUACAAAAGAUAAAAGUGCCAAAUGUGUUCAUCAUAACAUAUCGAUUGAGCCUGAACUGGCAGAUGUCACCGAGGGCAUCGCAAGGAACUUCACUUGUACCAUCUACCAUUCCUGCCAGAAUGAGAAUCCAAACAUAACAUGGAACUAUGAGAACAUGCAGGUCACAGAGUGGAACAAAACUCUUUCUGGUUUAGAUCAGAUCAUCUAUUCUAGCAUAACCUUUCUGGGUGCAAAAGAAGACCAUGGGAAGAAAUUGAUAUGUAGUGCAAAAUUUUCUGGAAGAGAGAUUAUGGCAUUUGUUGUCUUAAAUGUGCAAAACCCAGUGCUCACUGGAUUCAAGAUUAUUGGUCUUUACAUCCUAACACCGUCACUUGUGUUCCUUCUGGCUUGUAUCCUUGUUGUAGUCAUCAUAUACAAGAAGAGACAAAGGUCAAAAGAUUCAAGUACAGAGUCUGGAAAAAAGCCUUUCUCCAAACCUCGAAUGCCAUCACCAAAGAGUGAUCCAAAAUCCCACUCAGAUUAUGAUUAUGAAGCUGAUUACAUCAACAUGGAUGAAGGCAACAUCUAUGGAAAUGUCUGAUGAAAAAGCUACGUCAAAACCAAAAUGGGUUUCACUAUAGUGUUUUUAAGAAGAUCAACAAUGUCAGAUCUAGCAUCAAAGUAUCAAGAUAUUAUGCCUUCUAACACAAUAUGUAGCAUGCUUUUAUAAUAUAUGCAUUUAUCUUUGGAAUAUAAAAUCCUUUAGGCAGGUUGGUUGAGCAAACAACAGUUCUGAAGUAUCACUCUGAAUUAUAUAUGUAACCCUGGGCCACAAAACCAGUCUUAAGUUGAAUGGCUAUAUUGUAGCAAUAGCCAACAAUACAGUGUAUGGGUCAAAAUUAUCGAUUUUUCAUUUAUGCCAAAAAUCAUUAGGAUAU
Messenger RNA from Cyprinus carpio (common carp), 1732 nucleotides. RefSeq names its product sialoadhesin-like. The record is from RefSeq and is a predicted model, not a curated record. Lineage: Eukaryota; Metazoa; Chordata; Actinopteri; Cypriniformes; Cyprinidae. The transcript has 11 exons. Bases 133 to 1395 code for a protein of 420 amino acids.